This is a messenger RNA of Pocillopora meandrina, 1260 nucleotides long. Lineage: Eukaryota; Metazoa; Cnidaria; Anthozoa; Scleractinia; Pocilloporidae. The record is from the annotation of a GenBank genome assembly.
AUGACUGGCCUUCUGGCUUCACCAACCAGCCGCUCCCAACCAGAGAAGGUCGCCGAGGUCUUCUUCCUUGGUAUCUUGUUUGUGAUAGCUUUUGUGGCAAACAGCACCAUAUGUUACGCCAUGCUACAGCCCUACCGUUUAAAGACCUCUUCAAAUCUCUUCCCUUUCUCGUUAGCAGUUGCCAACCUUAGUUUAGCCCUCCUGCACACUCCUUACACCAUGGCAUCGUUAAUAGUGGAUCAUUGGCCAUUCGAUAUCGCAUGGUGUCAAAUAUCAGGCAUGCUGAUAAAUCUGGUAUCAAUGGCGUCCAAUUUUUCCAUAGUACUUAUUGCAAUUCAUCGUUAUUAUCUCAUCGUCAAGCCUCUAUCUGACACAAUAAGUGUUCGUCGAGCAAAAACAAUGGUAGCAUUUGUGUGGUUCACGUCGUUAGUGACCGCCGUUCCACCCUUAUUUGGUUGGAAUUCAUACAGAUAUAUUCCUGGCAAAGCAUUUUGCUCAGUCGAUUGGCAAGAUGGCGGACCGGACCUGGUGUAUUCUGUAUAUCUCGUGGUGAUUAGUUUUUUUGUGCCACUCGGGAUUCUUUUCUAUAUCUAUCGUGCUAUUUAUUUGAAGACAAAACGUCAAAGAAAAAAGACGGACUACAAUACACUUCGUGGACUGAGUGAUCAGGGUAGUUUUACCUAUCAACGUUCGCAAACUCUGUAUCAGAAACUGGCAUGUUGCUUAUCGAGGAACAAUUCACAAGGUAGUAAUUCCUCUCCUUCUACUUCGGAAAGAGGAAAUGUCUCUUCACCGGCCACAUCGAGGUCGUAUUCCUUCGAGCUAUCUCCCUCGAGGAGAGACAAUGCCCUCCAAAGGGAAGAAAUGAGAAGGCGAAGAGAAGUUAUAACGCGAAGUCUAACGCGGCAGAGUUCCAUCUACGAGCAGAAAACGGUGCAGAAUGCUCUUGUUCUGCUUUUAACUUUUGUCACUAACUUGGCACCGUAUUACAUCGUCGGUAUUUGGUCGGGUGCUUCUCAGAAGACCGCUUCCAACGGGUUAGAUUUCUUUGUGACAUUUUUGUUUGUUUGCAUGACAGCUAUCAAUCCUAUGCUGUAUGGGUUUUUUAAUCGCCAAAUAAGAAGAGUUGUUCUCAAGUCUACGAUAGGCCAGUUCGCUUGUCAGCUAUGUAAAUGUUGUGAUAGUGAUUUAGACACCAGGCCUGACGCUGCCACAACUAGACGAGGAAGAAAUACCCUGGGACCAGAUUCCGAAUGUUAA